AUGUCAAGUCACAUACUGGACAACUUUCAAAGGGGACUUCAGAUCACAACCAUCGUCGCCCCUCUCCUUUUUUACACCACUGCAGCAAUUGUUCAAUCCUUCCUCUCCACUGCCGAGACAAAACAUGAGAGGCUGAAUCUGUGGAGAUUCCAAAUAUGCAUCAGCAGUCUCAUCGUCGUCAUCACCACCGUAGAAGCCUUUGUGGUUGCCCUGAAGUCAGACCCCUAUUCCACUGCUGACCCACAACUUGUCUACCAGCUCUUCUUAAACCUUAUCUGGACAAUACUCUUUCUUGGUGUGAUCGGCUGUUGGGGGGCUACAGGGUAUCCGCAUUAUGGUUCAUGGUCUAUCCUGUUCGUCUUAUCAAACGGAGUGAUGGUGAUUCGAAAGAUUGAGAACGAAGCCAACCUAUUCCCGCUUCUUUUCAUUUUUCAACUCUGUCGGUUGGUGCUCAACUUCAGCCUAAUUGGAGUGGGCUCCAUCUGCCUCUUCGUCCGCAAACCGCAGGACGACGGCAUGGCAGAUGAAGCUCAGCCUUUGUUGAGUUCAGAGGAACCAUCUAAGACCAAGAAGGGGAAGGAGAAGGAUCAAGAGGAGCUUGACCGAGAAAAUAUCAGAAGAAGACCGUUCUGGGAGUAUCUCGCCUCCUUCAAGGUUUUCAUACCCUUUAUGUAUCCAAGUUCCAGGGAACAGCAAAUUUAUGUGACAGGCAUGUCAAUAUGCACUCUGCUUGGUCGGCUGAUUGCAUUUUCCUUACCACUCUGCCUCGGUAGAGUGAUCGACUGCCUCAACAGCUCGGAAAUGCCGUGGAGAGCUAUCAUAUUGUAUGGAUCACUGAAACUGGCAAGUUCGGCCGCUGGAAUCCCCAUGCUUAAUGACUGGUUGCACAUCAAAGUGAGUACGGAUAUGACCACAAACCUGAAUCGAUAUUCUUACAACUAUAUCAUGAGUCUAUCGGCAGAGUUUCAUGACUCUCAGAAGACCUCCAUCAUGUGGAGCUCCAUGCAGAACGGGCAACAAGUAAUCAGCCUAUUCCAUGACACCAUAUUCGGCGUCCUUCCCACACUCGUUGAUCUUGUCGCCGCGGCUUCAAUUUUGACCUUUUUAUUUGGCCCAUAUAUGCUCUACACAAUUGGGAUCACGGUUGUAAUGUUCUAUUGGCUAAUGUUUCAAACAUUGAAACAAAAGACCACUCUUCGUCGAUUAUGGAUAGAUGCAUUUCAUGACGAGUACUAUCAAAUGACCGAGUCAUCGACAAACUGGACUACUGUGAGCCAGUUUGGCCAAAUACCACACGAAAUUGGAAAGUACCGUGAUAAAAGCAGUAUUACUCAAGCUGCGCUCAUGACAUACUGGUUUUGUGAUUUAAUGGCUCGAGCGGCUCGUCAGCUCGUCCCCACUAUCAGUUUUGUAGCAGCAUGCGGUAUCGCAGCCAUACAAAUCAUCCACCAGCAGCACAAAAUCGGCGAUUUUGUGGUUUUGGUCACCUACUGGGGUCAGCUCACGGGACCUUUGGGUUCGCUGGCGCAUGAAUUUACGACAAUGGGGCAGAAACUAGUCCAAGCAGAGAAGCUACUUGUGCUGCUAGAAAAAAAGCCUGCCACAUGUGAUAAAGAAGAUGCUUCAACCUUUGAUUUCACCCAAGGUGCUGUUGAGUUCAGAGAUGUCACAUUCUCAUAUGACGGCAAGCGGAAAGUCUGCAACGGGAUCAGCUUCCAAGCCAGUCCGGGAAAAACCAUUGCAUUAGUAGGCCCCAGUGGCGGCGGAAAAAGCACGAUUUUGAAACUACUCUACCGAUUCUACGACCUCGAGGAGGGCCGAAUCCUCAUUGAUGGGCAGGAUAUUCAAAAAGUCAAAAUGGAGACAUUCCGCAAGCACAUUGCCACCGUCCCACAAAACCCAGCUCUUUUUAACAUGACGGUUAUGGAGAACGUCAAAUAUCCCGAUCUUGAAUGUUCUGAUGAAGAGGCAAUCGAAGCAUGCAAAGCAGCUGCUCUCCAUGACAAGAUCAUGACAUUCACAAAUGGAUAUGACGAGAAGGUCGGUGAACGUGGUACCAAGUUAUCUGGUGGAGAAUUGCAGCGACUUGCCAUUGCCAGAGCGAUCCUCAAGAAAUCCAAUAUCUUGCUGCUAGACGAGGCAACCAGCAAUGUCGACAGCAUCACAGAGUCACAGAUUCAAGGAGCCUUAGCGAAGCUUUGUGCCGGUAAGACCGCAUUUGUGAUUGCACAUCGCUUAUCCACAAUCCUCCAAGCCGACCAGAUCCUUGUAAUUGAAGAUGGUAGAAUAACCGAAUCUGGGGCUCACUCAAAGCUCAUCAUCAACAAAGGACCAUAUCAUAACUUGUGGUGCAGUCAACUGAAACUUCAAGAACGCACCAAGAGUUCCAUGCCGCUGUCCGCAGUUAUAGACAACGAUGUCUCUGAUUUGAUCUUGGACGAUACAAAUCUCUCGACCGAUAGUACCCCAAUCAUGACCCAAACAACGGUCAGCCCUGAUAGCAACUCCACCCACGAAGACAAAGAAGAGGACACAGGGAGUGAGAUCUCUGGCAAUCAAUCGUGA
This is a messenger RNA of Exophiala aquamarina CBS 119918, 2565 nucleotides long. RefSeq lists its product as uncharacterized. Lineage: Eukaryota; Fungi; Ascomycota; Eurotiomycetes; Chaetothyriales; Herpotrichiellaceae. The transcript has 2 exons. Gene Ontology annotation, biological process: transmembrane transport. Gene Ontology annotation, cellular component: membrane. Bases 1 to 2565 code for a protein of 854 amino acids. Gene Ontology annotation, molecular function: ATP hydrolysis activity; ATP binding; ABC-type transporter activity. The record is from RefSeq and is a predicted model, not a curated record.